Messenger RNA from Protopolystoma xenopodis, 336 nucleotides. The record is from the annotation of a GenBank genome assembly. NCBI's taxonomy places the organism in Eukaryota, Metazoa, Platyhelminthes, Monogenea, Polystomatidea, Polystomatidae.
AUGGCAAUCACCUCUGUCCCUUCCGAUAUUGGCUUUAUUCACCCUUUUAUCCAUCUGUCCGUCCAACCUGCAUGCAAAGCAAGCCGACUCAUGCCGCAUUCUCGUCUUUCAACUCGGCCCAUACUCGGCACGUCUCGCCUGCCGCCGUUCGUAUAUGGGUGCCUACAGAACCGGCAACCUUCGCUUCUUUACACAAUCUUCCUGGUUUUCCUAUCUCUCCGUUCUCCUCCCAACCCCCUUUGCUUAUAUCCCUUGCAAGCAACCUUUAUUGGCCCAACAGCAGACACCCUAGGCCUUGUGCCAUCCAUCUUCACCGUUUCGCGACGCUUAUGGUAA